Messenger RNA from Ahaetulla prasina, 4210 nucleotides. RefSeq names its product sphingomyelin phosphodiesterase acid like 3B (gene SMPDL3B). The coding region runs from base 224 to 1624 and encodes 466 amino acids. Gene Ontology annotation, biological process: sphingomyelin catabolic process. The record is from RefSeq and is a predicted model, not a curated record. Lineage: Eukaryota; Metazoa; Chordata; Lepidosauria; Squamata; Colubridae. The transcript is spliced from 8 exons. Gene Ontology annotation, molecular function: sphingomyelin phosphodiesterase activity.
AUCUCGGCUACCUAUUUCCUUCAGUUAAACACACUGUUGAAAUAUUUUACAGGGAUUCUGCUAAGCUGGAAAAGGUGCCAAGUUCUGAUGCCAAGUCAGUUCCUCCAAUAAGCCAUGAGUCAAAGAUAUAGGGGAGGAGAAUAAAAAAAGGCUGACAGAUUGCCACAGCUGCACUUACAAGAGACAAAGCAGAUCUUCGGUGCUUGUUAGCCACGAAACCAAAAUGGACUUUUGGAAGAUUCUGUUGCUACUGAUGCACUGCAGGAAUGUAAUUGGAACUUCAGGUUUCUUCUGGCAUAUCUCAGACCUUCAUCUUGACCCAGAGUACCAAAAGUCCACAGAUCCCUUGAAGGUGUGUCCAUCGGCUGGCACGCAGCCAGUGAUCAGUGCAGGAACCUGGGGGGAUUACUUGUGUGACGCUCCCUGGAUUCUUAUCAAUUCUUCUAUUUAUGCCAUGAAGAAGAUUCUUCCUGAACCAGACUUCAUUCUUUGGACUGGUGAUGAUACUCCUCAUGUGCCAGAUGAAAAGCUGGGAGAAAAAAUCGUGUUGGAAAUAAUAGAAAAGCUAACUAAGUUGAUCCGAGAUGUCUUUCCAGAUACUCAGGUCUAUCCAGCAAUGGGCAACCAUGACUUCCACCCCAAAAAUCAGUUUCCAGCUGAGGAGAACAAGAUCUACACUGUAACAGCAGACCUAUGGCAGCCGUGGCUUGAUGAGGCCUCCAUACAAACGUUCAGAACAGGUGCUUUCUACACUCAGUCGCUGCCUGGUGUUGGACCAAAGAGGCGAAUAAUUGUCCUCAACACCAACCUGUACUAUGAUAAGAAUAAUCGGUCCAUGAGUCUGGAGGAUCCAGGAGACCAAUUCCAGUGGCUGCAAACUCUGUUGACCAAGGCAUCAGAAACAGGAGAAAAGGUCUAUAUUAUUGGGCAUGUUCCUCCUGGCAUCUUUGAAAAGAAACGAGGCAAAUCCUGGUUCCGAAAACACUUCAAUCAAAGAUAUACAGAAAUCAUUCAGAAACAUCAUGCUGUAAUUGCCGCACAAUUUUUUGGGCAUCACCAUACGGAUAGUUUUAGAAUGUUCUAUGAUAACAAAGAUUUUCCGAUCAAUGUCAUAUUUUUAGCUCCAGCAAUUACACCUUGGAAGACAAGCUUGCCAGGUGUGCAGAAUGGAGCCAACAACCCUGGCAUCCGUGUUUUUAAAUACGACCGUGGCACUCUGCUUGUGAAGGAUAUCAUAACUUAUUAUUUAAACCUCACCCACGCUAACAUGGGUACUCCCGAGUGGAAGAAAGAAUACAGCCUGACAGAGGCAUACGAGAUCAUGGAUGGUUCUGUUCGCUCCAUGCAUCUGCUCCUGGAGAAGCUUAUGAGAGAUGAAGGCCAGCUCCAGAAGUACUACCGGUAUAAUUCUGUGCAGUACGACAACACAUUCUGCAAUGACAGCUGCCAAACAGAUCACAUCUGUGCUAUCAGAGAAGUUGACUUUGAAAAAUACAAUCAGUGUGUUAUAGCCAGAAGUGCUGCAGCUGCAAUUCCAAUUCUGGACAUUUUCUUACUUUGCCCUACAAUGGGUCUCCUUACUUUAGGCCUCUUGGACAUCUUGAGCAAGCUGGGCCACAAAUAGCACCACGCAGAUUCCACAGGAGCAAAGAAGAAACGCAGAAUGUAGUGACCGUCACAGGGGGCAGCAUCCUAAGAAUUUUAGACUAUCCAUUUCUGAUGAAUUUUGGAACUGCAAACUCAUCUGAACUUCAUCAUCAUCAUAUCAAAAUUAGUAUUUUUCUUGCAUUGGGAUGGUGCAAGGUUUCCCUUGGAAAAACAAACAAACACAUGCUUAGGUGGCAAAGCUUCUAAUCUAAGAGUAUCAUUGCUAUGACUUCAAGAGUUAGGGAUUGGGACGUUAUGCUGCAGUGGCAUAAGAGGGUAUUUCAAACUGAUGUUCGUGAAAGAGGACAGGUUCUGAUGGAAUGUCCCAGAGCGUGGACUCCUAGUUGACUGCCUGCACCACGGCGGGGGAGGGGGGCAUUUUUCGCCCUCCCCAGGCUCUAGGGGCUUUCCUCAAGCCUCCGGGAGGGCGAAAACAGCUUGCUCCGGAGGCUGGAAACAGGCCCAUUUCCAGACUUCCAGAACUUCUGGUUUUUGCCCUCCCAGACCCUCUGCGCAGCCCCUGCACUUACCUGGAAUGGUGAAUGGGCCACGUGGAGACUCCUGGGAGGGGAGAGUUGGGCGUGGCCAGCCAAGGGUGGUAUUUGGGGGUUCACCAAACCCUAGUGAUCCUUGGCUAGAGGAUUGCCCCGAACCCCCGGGAACCCACCCCUGGCUGAUACCAAUUUUACAUCUCCACUCCAGGCUGAGUAAAUGACAUUUUGGAAAUUCUUGAUUUGAUACCCAAACACUAUAAAGAACUGGAUUCAGUAAAAUAGGGUCAACUGAAAACUCAGUGGAGUUAUCAUUUAUGCCAAUGUCUUCAGUUGCACAAGAUGUGUAGAAAAAUGAAUAUGCGUAAACCAACACAAUAGUUUGAUUGGAAAUCUUCUGCUGAGGGCACCAUGGAAUCACAGAUUCAGUAAAUUUACAAAAGAUUGUUUAAUUGUUUGGGUUUUUACUGCCCUAAAUUGAGAUUAAGGGGAAAUUUUUCUUAUAUGAAACCUUGUUAACUUUUAGGAAGGAAGUGCCUGCUCUUCCAGAAAGUUUUCGUUGAGAAGCCCACUUAGAUAGACAGCAGCUCUGCAAUAUGGUUGGUUUUAGCUUGUAGACUGUUAUAUUUUUAGAACUGUAAGCCACCUGUGAGCAGUAGUGGGCUGCUAACAAUUCGGACCGGUUCGGACGAACCGGUAGUUCUGACGAUCAGCUGGCCACACCCUCCCACCCCUGCUCUAUUCUGUCCUAUAUUUCCUUCUUUCUGGCUCAGCUGAUUUUCGCGCCUCUGCUGUUCUAUUUACUGGGGCUGCCUUAGAAGGUAAGCAGCUGAAUUUCAAAUUGCUAUAUUUUUGAAUGCUGCGUGGAAGUGCAUUAGGCGUGCACGUGUGAAGCCCAUGCGUGCGCGCAAAGCAUGCGCUCACAGAACCAGUUGUUAAACCGGUUGCAGCCCAUCACUGCCUGUGACCCAAGCAGUAGGUAACAUUCAAAAGUCCGCAUUAGCAAAUAGAUAAACGAGGUUGGGUUGGUUUGCUUUUGAUUUAGUUCAAUGCAGUGGGUGUGAGCCCACGAUAGUUAACGAACUACAAUGAAAAAAGGUAUUUUUAAGUGCACUGCGUGAGUCCCAGCACAUGACUCAUGAUUUUUAAUGCCUCAGUUCUUUGUUUCAUUUCCUAUUUUAUCCCAUGUCUACAAUCCCAUAAAAAGCAAUAAGGGAAGACUUGCAAUGUUUUAUGACACAGAAUUUCACCUCAAUAGAAAGGCAGGCCUUGUACAGAGAAUAGAAUAGAAUAGAAUAGAAUAGAAUAGAAUAGAAUAGAAUAGAAUAGAAUAGAAUAGAAUAGAAUAGAAUAGAAUAGAGUAACAGAGUUGGAAGGGACCUUGGAGGUCUUCUAGUCCAACCCCCUGCUUAGGCCCAUGGUUCAAUUUGGAAUUCAAUUCCGGGUCUCUUAUUUUUCUUUAUAGUGGCUGGAGCAGACUUUUAACUUCAGCAAUUUGACACACACAGAAAAAUAUGAGGUUUAUUGACUUAAUAGAACUUAAAUGGGUUAGGGUAAAUAAUAAAGACGUUAAUAUUCUACAUGGAAUAAAGGAACCGUGGCUCCCAUGUAACACCACUCCUGCGCAGGUUGCACUGGCUACCUGUGGUCUUUCGGGUGCACUUUAAGGUUUUGGUUACUACCUUUAAAGCGCUCCAUGGCUUAGGGCCUGGGUGCUUACGGGACCGCCUUCUGUUACCUCACGCCUCCCACCGACCCAUACACUCACACAGAGAGGGACUUCUCAGGGUGCCGUCCGCCAAGCAAUGUCGGCUGGCGGCCCCCAGGGGAAGAUCCUUCUCUGUGGGGCUCCUACUCUCUGGAACGAACUUCCCCACGGCUUGCGCCAAUUGCCUGACCUUUGGACCUUUCGCCGCGAACUGAAAACAUAUUUAUUUACUCGCGCGGGGCUGGCUUAAAUUCUAAAUUUUUAGAAGAAUUUUAAGGCUUCUUAGAUUUUAAAUGUUUUUAAAUUUCGGCCAAUUAUAUAAUAAGUUUUUAAAUUUGGUUUUAAUUGUACAUUGCUGUUGUUU